AUGAAUUCUCAAAAAUGUGCAAAACAAUCCAAACAAUUAUUGAAACAACACGUCAAAUUAACUCGCUCGAAAACGACGGAGGGUGACGGAAAUACCUCUCACAAGUGUGAGGAGUGCGGGAAAGUUCUUUCCACAUCGUAUAAUCUGCUAAUUCACCACAACAUUCACGCUGGAGUACGACCAUACAUUUGUUCUAUUUGCAACAAGAGUUUUCGAUCAGCGUCCGGUCUGAACAGACACGUGCGCGACGUCCACGACGGCGUUAAAAAUUUCGCCUGCGAUAUUUGCGGCCGUCGUCUUGCCUCAAGAGCAUCGAGGGACGAGCACAGGCGCACUCACUCCGGUGACAGGCCUCACGUGUGCGAGACCUGCGGCAAAUCCUUUAAGCAGAAGGCGUCCCUGCACGUGCACCGACUCUACCAUUCCCAGAUCCUGCCAUAUCGUUGCGUUCUGUGCGACCGCGGUUUUAGAAGAAAACAGGAAUUGGACAAGCAUGCGACCUGGCACUCUGGUCGAAAGCCAUAUGCCUGCGAUAUCUGUGACGAGCGUUUCCGCAGCAAAAGUUGCAUCACCCGUCAUCAACGCACUCAUACCAAUCAACGCUUGCAUAUUUGUGUAAUCUGCGGCGCCAAGUUUGCUCAAGAACGAUAUCUAAAGAGACACUAUGGCAGUUUACACACGGCUGUACGCACAUAA
Mycetomoellerius zeteki is the source of this 696-nucleotide messenger RNA. Its product is annotated as zinc finger protein 239-like. The transcript has a single exon. Gene Ontology annotation, biological process: regulation of transcription by RNA polymerase II. NCBI's taxonomy places the organism in Eukaryota, Metazoa, Arthropoda, Insecta, Hymenoptera, Formicidae. The record is from RefSeq and is a predicted model, not a curated record. Gene Ontology annotation, molecular function: DNA-binding transcription factor activity; RNA polymerase II cis-regulatory region sequence-specific DNA binding. The coding region runs from base 1 to 696 and encodes 231 amino acids.